Symsagittifera roscoffensis is the source of this 2117-nucleotide messenger RNA. Its product is annotated as glycine-rich protein GRP33-like. The record is from RefSeq and is a predicted model, not a curated record. The transcript has 7 exons. The coding region runs from base 3 to 1172 and encodes 389 amino acids. NCBI's taxonomy places the organism in Eukaryota, Metazoa, Xenacoelomorpha, Acoela, Convolutidae. Gene Ontology annotation, cellular component: nucleus. Gene Ontology annotation, biological process: regulation of alternative mRNA splicing, via spliceosome. Gene Ontology annotation, molecular function: mRNA binding.
UAAUGAAUGUGCAAUACAGCAUAGAUCCUUACAGUCUUCCGGAUCAAGGUGGAGAUCAAGGCAUUCUUCAGGAUCCCUACGGAGCAGAGCAAGACCCCUAUUACGGCAACGGAAACAUCCAACCCGAAGGCGGAAUCCUGCCUGAUGACUACCAACAGGGUGGUAUGAUUUACAACGAUGGUCAACAGAUGGAUCCAGGGGUGAUGGUGCCUCCGAGUGCACAGAUGCCAGAGAGUCCCUAUCUGGGCCAGCUGAUUUUUGAGAAACAGAGUCUGGACCCGAGCAUGUGUCCACAAGCGUCAGCUCUUUUAGAUAUUGAAAUAGAGCGUCUUCGUAACGAAUCUAACCCGCGAGAGCAUAGAUUCCCAGAACCCAUGAUGGCAAACCCAUAUGAACACAAAAUCAGGCUGAUGCAGAAGAUUGCGAUGCCUCUUAACAUGUAUCCGAAUCUGAAUUUUGGCGGUAAUAUAAUCGGAAAAAGUGGAGAAAAUAUCCUGAAGUUGAAGGAAGAGACAAAGUGCAAAAUCAUGAUAUUCGGACGUGGAUCAAUCAACAACAGAGAAAAGGAAAGCAGUCUUCUGAACAGUGGGGAUCCGAAGUACGCCCACUUGUGCCAGGACCUGCACGUACACCUGGAGACAUUUGCAUUCCCACAGCAGGCAUAUGAAAACAUGGCCAAAGCAGUUGCUGCAAUCACCAAGUGCUUCAACGAUUUGAUUGAGCAGUCCGGCUUUUCUCCUAUGACCCAGGGUGGAGGACCCAUGCGCCGAGGAGGUGGAAUGGGAGGAGGGGGCAGAGGUGGCGGUCGAGGAGGGGGAGGAGAUCGGAUGAUGGGAGGAGCUAGCCAGUUCGGCGGAGGAAACAGUUUUCGUGGUGGUCACAGAGGCGGAAGGGACAGCAAUGGAGGAGGCGGCGACAGAGAUAGAAACGGAGGUGGUGGAUUUGGAGGCCACCGCGGCGGUGGUAUGGGAGGGAGAUGUGGUGGCGGUAUGGGACGAGGGGGGCAGAGGGGAGGGGGUGGAUUUGACGGAGGUCAAAGAGGAGGUGGGGGAAUGAGAGGCGGUGGCGGAGAUCGAAGGGGAGGAGGGGGACAGCAAAGAGAUUUUGGAGGACGGGGAGGAAGCAGAGGAGGAGGUUCCGGUGGAUCCAGCGCGCGUUAUACGCCCUAUUGAUUGAGCGCCAACAAAAUGAAAAUCAAAAGCUGACCCGCUUAGACCACUAGCCCAAAACUGACCUGAUCUCACCUAGAUCUAUUUAAACAGAUCAGACCUUUUCUGAUUGCCGAAGAUAACUUUAAAUGUCGCGUAUAACGGCAAAAGUUUGUAUAAAAUGACCUAAUUGAUAAAGGGAUGAGUUCAGUAACCUAGUGUAUCAGAAAUUUACCAGAUCAGUAAAUCGAAUUACGGCAUAUUAGAGAUAUUUUUCCUGAGCUAAAAUGAAAAGCUAAAUAACGCGCGGCUCGUGAAAAGCAUCAAUUUAUUUCAAUUUUUGUUCAACUUUUUUUUUGAGAAAGACAUAAUUGAACGAUGCAAUAAUUGUGGAAUUUCGUUCGGCUUACUGGUCUGAUCCGCCCGCUUUCGGUUUGCUGAUACAACCAGUUACUGAACUGUCACCUUGAUUACGAUCUUACAUCGAUUGCAAUAUUGCGUCAACCGCGUUAGAGGUCAGAAAUAGUAGAAAAGAAGUAAAACUGACACCAAAAUAAACUGAAAAUGUUCAUUUAAAUGUUCCUCCGAGUAAAAACGAGUCUCCGUGUUUUUAAUAACACUUGCCAUAAAGUGCGUCAUAAAAUUGUAACGAUGCUAAUUCAUUUGUCAAUUAUGGUGGCCCAUCUGAAACAUGUAUAAAACGUAAAAUCCAGUUUUCAUCUCUGUGACCUAAAUCACGUCAUGAUUCGUAAUCCAGUUAUUUAUCUUCAGAAGGGCUGCGUCUUAAUCUAACACACUUAUAAAUCUUGGGCUGCAAAAAAAAUAAAUGUUAGAAGCUUAAACUUCGGAAGUUCUUAUUGUUUUUAUUUAUAAUUCAGUUUGCGUUUUGCUAUAAAAUUUGAAUACACCUGUGAUACUUGUCUGUAAACUUGAUUUUUAUUUUUGAAUAAAAUUCUGAAUGUCGCAAAA